CAUAAAUAUAAGGGAGGUUACACCUGCCCCUCGUUAUCCGUCGCUGCUCUCCCUGCCUGCGUGUGAGCUGCUGCAGCUGCACAGUGAGAGGUCUGACUGCAAGGAGGGAGCACCACCGUCCGGGCUGCCGCUGUCACAAUGUCGGCCACCUGUAAGCUCCUACUGGAGAACGCGGCGCAAAUGGUUCUUGUCUGCAGCAAGGAAGAGGAGUUCCUGCUGCAGGAGGGAAUGCGGCACUUGGCGGUACUGGAGAACGCCAGCCUGGUGGUCGGCAAUGAUGGCUAUAUAAAGGCUGUCGGACCCACGGAGGUCAUCCGUAGUGAAUUUUCUCACGUGUUAUUUGAGACUGUAAUUGACUGUUCUGGAAAGUGUGUUCUGCCAGGAUUUGUAGAUGCGCACACUCAUCCUGUCUGGGCUGGUGAUCGAGUGCAUGAAUUUGCUAUGAAGCUUGCAGGUGCCACGUACAUGGAUAUCCAUCAGGCUGGAGGUGGGAUCCAUUUCACAGUAGAGCACACAGAAGCGGCUUCUGAGGAAGAGCUAUUCUGCAGCUUUAGGCAGCGCCUGGACCGCAUGCUGAGAUGCGGAACCACUUUAGUUGAGUGCAAGAGUGGAUAUGGCUUGAAGCUGGAGACUGAACUGAAGAUGCUGAGAGUGAUUGAGCGAGCACAAAGAGAAAUGGAUAUUGGCAUCUCUCCUACAUACUGCGGGGCACAUUCUGUACCAAAGGGAAAGACAGUAGAAGAAGCCACCAAUGACAUCAUUGAACAUCAUCUCCCUGCUCUGAAGCGAAUGGCAGUGAAUGGUGAAAUUCAUGUAGAUAAUAUUGAUGUGUUCUGUGAAAAAGGAGUCUUUGACUUGGAGUCCACAAGAAGGAUUCUACAGGCUGGGCAAGCUAUAGGUUUACAUCUGAACUUUCAUGGCGAUGAACUGAACCCCAUGAAUUCUGCUGAGUUAGGUGCAGACUUAGGAGCUCAUGCCGUGAGUCACCUAGAGGAAAUAAGUGAUGAAGGCAUUGCUGCAUUAGCUGCUGCAAAGUGUUCUGCCAUUUUGUUGCCUACAACUGCGUACAUCCUAAGACUUAAACAACCCCGAGCUAGGGACAUGCUCAAUGCUGGUGUAAUAGUAUCUUUGGGCAGCGACUUCAAUCCAAAUGCUUACUGCUUUUCUAUGCCUAUGGUCAUGCACCUUGCCUGUGUUAACAUGAAGAUGUCUCUGAAAGAAGCGUUGGCUGCUUCAACAAUUAAUGCAGCAUACUCCCUGGGGAAAUCUCACACACAUGGUUCUCUGGAGGUUGGAAAACAAGGAGAUGUUGUGAUCAUUAAUGCCUCACGAUGGGAACAUGUGAUCUAUCAGUUUGGGGGUCAUCAGGAGCUCAUUGAGUAUGUUGCCAUAAAAGGCAAAAUUGUUUACCAGAAUGAAAGAGUUCUCAGUCUAUAACAACAGAACUCUGAAACAUUUCCAGGACUUGGACAAGUAAAGAGGACCUGUUUCUCUGGCCAUUAAUGGGCUUUCCCAGUUAUUCCACCACUCUUACCACAGUAUUAAAAAUGUGACUGCCCCAAAGAUGGCACGGUGCUUUUGCCAUGCCAUGAAGACAUAGCUGAGCAAAUACAUACAUCUGUCAGGACAUGAAGAUACUCAUUCAUUGGUCUGCUCAUCAGUAUUGUGUAAGCUAAAGGGCUAAUAAUUCUAUCUCCAACAGUAUUUUCUUGAAUGUAAACUGUAAUUACUUUAGGAGAGUACUGCAAUCCAAUAAUAAAAAAUAAUGACCAACUGUCACAAUAAGCCUUCCAAUUUGUGUAAUUAAGGUUUAAAAUAUUUAAUCUGUCUACAUCGUUUGUAUAAAUAUCAAUGAAUAUAUUUAGUAUUACAUCCAAUUUACUGACUUUCAAUAUAAACUUUACAUUAUUACUAAUCUCAUUUAUACAAGCAUAAUGUAUUUGUCAGUUCUUCCCAUAAUAAAUGGUAACACAGUGUGUGUGUUUUAUAUACA
Molecule: messenger RNA, 1993 nt
Organism: Pseudophryne corroboree (corroboree frog)
Lineage: Eukaryota; Metazoa; Chordata; Amphibia; Anura; Myobatrachidae
Gene: AMDHD1
Product: amidohydrolase domain containing 1
Exons: 9
Coding region: 139-1437 (432 amino acids)
Cellular component (GO): cytoplasm
Molecular function (GO): imidazolonepropionase activity
Source: RefSeq, a predicted model, not a curated record